Salvelinus namaycush (lake trout) is the source of this 894-nucleotide messenger RNA. Its product is annotated as lymphocyte expansion molecule-like. The coding region runs from base 1 to 894 and encodes 297 amino acids. Lineage: Eukaryota; Metazoa; Chordata; Actinopteri; Salmoniformes; Salmonidae. The transcript has 7 exons. The record is from RefSeq and is a predicted model, not a curated record.
AUGUCACAUGACGUCAGAGUUGGCAUUGACGUCACUUCUGGGACAGGAGUCUACCCAUCCAAAAAGAAGAUUGGCACGUUCACAGAAAUCAACCACUGCAAGAGACUGAUAAGUGACUUGGAGCGUAAACUGAGUCCAGGUCGGUAUGAGGUGGACACAGGGGACUUCAGCCCUCAGGUAGUCCAGAGCAGGGCCAGGGGACCAGGGUGGAAGAGGGGUCAGGAGAUGGCCCAGCAGGCUCAGAUGCCCCACCUGCUGUAUAGAGACACAUGGUUGACCAACCGCCUACUGAGAAGCAGGGUAGGCCCAGGGAGGUAUGACAUCCAGGACUUCACAGAGCUCUGUAAGAAGCCUUACAGUGUGAGAGGAGUGUGUGACAGCAGGGAGGAGAGGUUUAAAGACUUCAUGAAGAAGCAAACUACUCCAGGCCCAGGGGCUUAUGGGAAGGGGGGCAUCCCGUCUGGGCUGCUGGAUGAGAGGAGGAGGAAGCCGAUUGGCUCCUGUCCCAUGAUGGACUUCAGUGCUGGAGUGGAACGCUUCCCAGACCUCAUAGUGGACUCUGGUCUGUGUCCUGGUACCUACAACUUACCGACCUUCACUGAGGUGCUUCUCAGUCGCCACAUCAGCAAACGAGGACCCUACGACCUCUUCACUGGCCGACGAGACAAGCCAAUCACCUGUGGAUAUUUUGCUGCCCCGAAAAAAGCCAAUCUGAAUCUGGCUAUGGUCGCCAAGCCAGCAAAGGUCUUAUGUGAGGACGUUCUGCGACCAGAGAAAAGACACCACGGCAAGUUUGGCACCCUAGAGCAGUACCCUUCCCUCCCUACAGAACGCAUCUACCUGGGUUCCCUGCCUCAGUACCCACGGCCAGCGGUCAGUACAGCCCUGUCAUAG